AUGAGAGCUUCAGGGGCUAUCGGCUUUCUUACGCCGGCAAUUGCCUUCUUGGGCUGCGUGCCCGGCGCUCAUGGAUACCGGCUAGGUUUUUGGGCCGGUCAACGACGGAGCAUCACCCACACUGCUUCUGCGGCACAAGAGGACCUCUCUCGACUUCAGGAUCAGAAGCUUGCUCCCAGAGAUGAUGGCCAGGACUGACUUCAACGAGUAGUGUCUUCCAGCUACUGUCCCAACACCCAUUGUGUCGACUCCCAUCGUGUCCAGUCCAACAUCAGCGACAUCACCGGCGACUUCGACCAGGACAGAUCCGCAUUCGUUAACAUCCACGUCAACUCAAGAGUCAACCCCAGCGAACUCUGCCACGCCGAGCUCGCCAUCAGGGGUCUCUUCGAUUUCAACCCCAUACUCUGCGACCUCGACUGUUGCUGCCAUCACGGGUCCUACUUCGUCGUCCAAAUUCCAGACAUUCCGACACCGACAAUUCCUUCCACGCCUACAGUGCCAGAGACCCCUAUCAUCUCGAUACCCACACCGUCUGGAACGCCCGUCGAGACUCCUACCGUUAUUACAAUCCCAACCCCUUCUGUCUCGACACCUACAGUCAUCACAGUCCCAACUCCUGACAUCUCGACCCCCACUGUUAUCACAAUUCCAACCCCUGAGGUCUCGACGCCAACUGUUAUCACAAUCCCAACCCCUGAGAUCUCAACGCCCACUGUUAUCACCAUCCCAACGCCUAAUGUCUCGACGCCUACUGUCAUCACAGUGCCGACUCCUUCUGUCUCGACUCCUACUGUCAUCACUGUCCCGACCCCUGAUAUCUCGACUCCUACUGUCAUCACAGUCCCGACCCCUGAUAUCUCGACUCCUACUGUCAUCACCAUCCCGACACCUGAUAUCUCGACCCCUACGGUUAUCACAGUGCCGACUCCAUCUGUUUCGGCCCCGACAGUGAUUACUGUCCCGGCGCCUUCGGUCUCUACUCCCACAGUUAUCACAGUGCCGAUCCCUGAUGUCUCGACUCCUACAGUUAUUACAGUCCCAGCUCCUUCUGUUUCGACCCCUACCGUUAUCACAAUCCCGGACAUCUCAGUGUCGACGCCUUCACUCAGGUCUGGUUGGUACCACGCCAGUCCAGUCAUUGACGAGCACCCCAAGCAACACUCCAUCUCCAUCCCCCUCAACAGCGACUACUACUACUACUCCUACAUGGACAUCGAUCGGGCCUGGCACGGGCAUAUCUGGCUUCCCGAGUCCGUCACCAAGCACGUCGAGCGCCCCGUACUACAUCUCCAACUCGACCACUCGGGUAGGUCCAACAGGUACAGGCACGAGUCCAGUAACCAGUUCCCCUCCAUUCCCAGUGUCCAAUGCAAGCAGCGUAAGCCUCUCAACGGGAUGGCUGCAUACAUCACCGACAACUCUGGUGACUGUCAGCGUGUCGACAACUUCAAACUAUUGCUCGCCGACCUCGCAAGGAGUCACCUCAACCCCUUGCACGCCAGUUAUCACUGGGUCUUUGACCCCUAGGGUCACGGGGACUUUGAGCCCAUCUCCAUCCACGACCGCAACGGUGCCAUACCCGUUGACGAACAGCACCAGAAGGGUCUUGCCCACUGGAAGCGGCAACACAGGCUGCACCGCCACUGGCACCGCCAGUUCUCCUUGCAGCCACGGCCAAUCUACGCCGGCGCCAUCGACCUCAGUGCCGGUCAACAACGGCACCAAUCCCGCAACUUCGCCAACAUCUUGCUCUCACGGCGCUUCUCGGACUACAUCGCGGGCUCCCCUCACGUGGAGCCAUUCGUGCAAUGGCACGACGCUCAGGACCGUGAUCACCUCGAGGAUCUCGUGGAGUACUGCUCUGCCGGGGACUACGCCAGUGAGCCCUUCGACUCUGAGCCCCAGCUCGCUCACUACGACACCCGUGAUUGUGACGAGCCCGACUCCGAGCUCGCCUACUCCAAGCUCACCAACCCCAAGCACAGCUCUAAUCACGAUCCCCGAGAUCAUCUCAAGUCCCACUCCCAGCUCCGGCCCCAGCACAACCCCAGAGGGCACUACAACCCCCAGCCCAAUCUCUUCCCCCAGCUCAACCCCCCAGACUGUGACAACCACAACGCCGUCGCUUAG
This is a messenger RNA of Thermochaetoides thermophila DSM 1495, 2133 nucleotides long. The record is from the annotation of a RefSeq genome assembly. NCBI's taxonomy places the organism in Eukaryota, Fungi, Ascomycota, Sordariomycetes, Sordariales, Chaetomiaceae.